This is a messenger RNA of Orycteropus afer afer, 2040 nucleotides long. It is a transcript of the gene TBC1D23, whose product is annotated as TBC1 domain family member 23. The record is from RefSeq and is a predicted model, not a curated record. Lineage: Eukaryota; Metazoa; Chordata; Mammalia; Tubulidentata; Orycteropodidae. Gene Ontology annotation, biological process: embryonic brain development; retrograde transport, endosome to Golgi. Gene Ontology annotation, cellular component: trans-Golgi network.
GACCUUGAAGAAGCCUUGGAAGCAGGAGGCUGUGAUCUUGAAACUUUAAGAAAUAUAAUUCAAGGGAGACCACUGCCUGCUGCUCUGAGGGCCAAAGUUUGGAAGAUUGCUCUCAAUGUUGCAGGAAAAGGUGAUAGUUUAGCAUCAUGGGAUGGUAUUUUAGACCUGCUAGAACAGAACUCUGUUCAUAAUGAUUGCCAAGAACUUAUUGACCAGCUUUCAGUGCCAGAGGAGACAUCAGCAGCAUUACUUUUGGAUAUUGAAUCUGUAAUUACCUUUUAUUGUAAAUCACGUAACAUUAAAUAUAACACGUCCCUUAGCUGGAUACAUCUACUCAAGCCAUUGGUGCAUCUUCAACUGCCACGCAGCGACUUAUACAACUGCUUUUAUGCAAUCAUGAAUAAGUACAUUCCCAGGGAUUGUUCCUUGAAGGGGAGACCAUUUCAUCUCUUCCGAUUACUCAUCCAAUACCAUGAGCCUGAGCUUUGUUCUUUUCUUGAUACAAAGAAAAUUACUCCAGACUCCUAUGCGCUCAACUGGCUUGGAAGCCUUUUUGGAUGUUACUGUUCCAUUGAAGUCACUCAGGCAAUAUGGGAUGGAUAUCUACAACAAGCAGAUCCAUUCUUUAUUUAUUUCUUAAUGUUAAUAAUCCUUGUUAAUGCAAAAGAAGUUAUUUUAGCACAAGAGUCAGACAGCAAAGAAGAAAUUAUCCAGUUCUUGGAAAACACUCCAUCCAGUUUGAAUCUAGAAGAUAUAGAAGACCUUUUCUCUCUGGCUCAGUAUUAUUGCAGUAAAACACCAGCUUCAUUUAGGAAGGAUAAUCACCAUCUAUUUGGCAGCACUUUGUUGGGAAUCAAGGAUGAUGAUGCAGAUCUGAGUCAGGCACUUUGUCUGGCAAUCUCAGUGUCAGAGAUCCUUCAAGCAAAUCAGCUACAAGAGGAGGGAGUCCGGUUCUUCGUGGUGGAUUGUCGUCCUGCGGAACAGUAUAAUGCUGGGCAUUUAUCAACUGCUUUCCACUUAGAUUCGGAUCUGAUGCUCCAGAAUCCAUCUGAAUUUGCACAGUCAGUAAAAUCCUUGCUCGAAGCACAGAAGCAGUCCAUCGAGUCUGGCUCCAUAGCUGGUGGCGAGCACCUCUGUUUCAUGGGCAGUGGCAGGGAAGAAGAAGACAUGUAUAUGAACAUGGUCUUGGCACACUUUUUACAGAAAAACAAAGAAUAUGUGAGCAUUGCCAGUGGAGGAUUUAUGGCACUGCAGCAGCACCUGGCAGACAUUAAUGUGGAUGGACCAGAAAAUGGAUAUGGCCAUUGGAUUGCAAGUACCUCAGGCUCAAGGAACAGUAUCAAUUCUGCUGAUGGUGAAUCUUCUAAUGGCUCAAAUGAUAGAGGAAUGAAAUCUCUGGUAAAUAAAAUGACUGUUGCUUUGAAGACAAAAUCCGUAAAUGUCAGGGAAAAAGUUAUCAGUUUUAUUGAGAAUACUUCAACUCCUGUGGACCGAAUGUCUUUCAAUCUUCCUUGGCCAGACAGAACAUGUACAGAGCGGCAUGUGAGCAGCAGUGACAGAGUGGGCAAACCUUACCGCGGUGUAAAGCCUGUUUUCAGCAUUGGGGAUGAAGAAGAAUAUGACACAGAUGAAAUUGACAGUUCUUCAAUGUCAGAUGAUGAUAGAAAAGAAGUUGUAAACAUUCAGACUUGGAUAAACAAGCCAGACAUCAAGCAUCAUUUUCCUUGUAAAGAAGUGAAAGAAAAUGGACACAUGUUUCCUAGUCAUCUCUUAGUUACUGCAACACACAUGUACUGUUUAAGGGAGAUUCUUUCACGGAAAGGAUUGGCUUAUAUACAGUCUCGACAAGCACUAAAUUCUGUAGUUAAAAUUACAUCCAAAAAGAAACAUCCUGAGCUAAUUACCUUCAAGUAUGGAAAUAGCAGUGCUUCAGGAAUAGAAAUCCUGGCAAUUGAAAGGUAUUUGAUUCCAAAUGCAGGGGAUGCUACCAAAGCCAUAAAACAACAGAUUAUGAAAGUUUUGGAUGCUUUGGAAAGUUAA